Diospyros lotus (date-plum) is the source of this 1299-nucleotide messenger RNA. RefSeq names its product zinc finger protein ZAT5-like. The transcript has a single exon. The record is from RefSeq and is a predicted model, not a curated record. Bases 352 to 1173 code for a protein of 273 amino acids. Lineage: Eukaryota; Viridiplantae; Streptophyta; Magnoliopsida; Ericales; Ebenaceae.
GUAAUUCGUUGCCAAAAAGUUAUGGGUUUGCUUCAAAGCCAACCGAAUCUCACUCCCCUUUCUCUUACUCGAUCUCUCUUCUCUUCUUUCAUUGCAUCUCUCUCUCUCUCUCUCUCUCUCUCUCUCUCACGUAUAUAUAAAUAAAUGCCCACACUUUCAAGCUCUCCAAAAAUCCAUUGGAUUUAAUUCAGCCUUUUGCUCUCUCUCUCUCUCUCUCUCUUCUUCUUCUUCUUCUACUACUACUACUACUAUAAACCCCACCACUCUCUUGCUUAGCCAGCUUCAUCUGUCUCAUCUCUCCCCCCUUUUAAAACAGAGCCACUGGUGAAAAAAGUUUCACAUAUUUUGAAUAUGGGUCAGUUGCAAGAGGAUUACACCCACAUCAUCAAAGGAAAGCGCACCAAGCGGCCCAGGUCUCUACAAGAAAAGCAUGAUUUGGCCACGGAAUUUCUCACUGAAAAUAAUGGAAAAUCCGUCGCUAAUUUUUUAGCCUUAACCAUGGCUUCUAGCUCGUCCAGCAUGGCUGAUAGUGGCAGCUCCGGAGGUGGUGUUGAGAAAUUAGGUGGGUCUGAUAGGACCAGCUCCGGAGAGGUGACGGACGGCACGGAAGACGAAGACAUGGCCAACUGCUUGAUUCUUCUGGCUCAAGGCCAGACCCAGAAGCCAUUAGUGGAAACCAAGGCCAAGCUUUAUGUUUACCAGUGCAACACUUGCAGCCGGAGCUUCCCGUCGUUCCAAGCUCUGGGCGGCCACCGAGCCAGCCACAAGAAGCCGAAGCCAACCGGAGAAGAGAAGAAGCCAAUAUUGGAAGAUGAUCAAUUCAGCAGCCACGAAACCACGGCCCUUUCUCUGCAAUUUCCAUAUCACCAGGUUCCGGUUUCACCAUGCAAGAGCGUCAAAACGAGGGUUCAUGAUUGUUCCAUAUGCGGCGCAGAGUUUUCCUCCGGCCAAGCCCUAGGCGGCCACAUGCGGCGGCACCGGACCCUGCCCGCCUCCGCCGCUGCCGGGGGCGAGCCCCAAGAAGUAGUGGUGAAGAAACCAAGAAAUAUUCUGGCACUGGACCUUAACCUUCCGGCGCCGGAAGUAGAUCACCGGGAAACCAAGUUCCCUUUUGCCUCUACAGAACAAGUCAUCGUCUUCUCGGCCUCUUCUCUCGUUGAUUGCCAUUACUGAAUUUCAUGUAAUUGAUUCUUUGUGUAUUCUUUACAAUUUAUUAUCACGAUCAUCGAUCUAGUAGUCGAAUUUAUUCUUUAAUCAAUGGCCUUGUGACUACUAAUAUUCAUUCGGUUCAUUGAAACU